This is a messenger RNA of Gongylonema pulchrum, 678 nucleotides long. NCBI's taxonomy places the organism in Eukaryota, Metazoa, Nematoda, Chromadorea, Rhabditida, Gongylonematidae. The record is from the annotation of a GenBank genome assembly.
AUGUUUUCAUUGCAGGUGCGAACGGUACCGGUUUCGGUGUGGGUUGGUGGUGCUGCAUCAAUCAGGACGGCAGACGCGGCUUUGUACCAGCUAAUCGCCUUCGUAUGCUUCAUCGAUUCGAGUACAACACUUCACCUCAGGCAAAUUCUUUCGUUAUCAUGUUUGUCAUUAGCACAACACGUUGACGAUCACUCAUGCGUUUUCGCAUCGAGCUGUUCCAGAACUUUAGUUGUCCUUAAUUUGUUUGCAAUGUACAAUUUGGCUAAGCCGUCAAGCGGUUGGGAAGCACAAAGAUCUGCAGUAUCAACCAAAUUAGAAGAACCGGCUUCAUCAGCAUUCACCAACAGCAGCAGCAAUAACAGGCGACGGUUCCUGCUUGGUGACGACACAGCAAAGUUCAUGCCGUUCAUUGAUGACGAUGAUUUUAUGAAUGGGGCCACAUCUUCCCUCACCAAUGAACUCAUCAGAUCGCUGUUUGAUCGAAUAUUCCCGCUGUCGCCACUGGAACGUUUCAAAAAUACUCCAUUGCGUCAUAUGUCCAGUGGUCAUAUUGGCGGCAUUCCCACUGGCGGAGUGGUGCGAAACAUCCCAAUUAAAGUGGAACGAGUAAGUGAUUUUGGUAUACGUUUUUGUUUCACAGCCUUCAGCCCUGAUAAAAAAAAGCGCCAGCCUUACUAG